Molecule: messenger RNA, 3069 nt
Organism: Ciona intestinalis (vase tunicate)
Lineage: Eukaryota; Metazoa; Chordata; Ascidiacea; Phlebobranchia; Cionidae
Source: RefSeq, a predicted model, not a curated record
CCCUACCUUGAGCACUUAGCCGCUUACACAUUUCAUUUUAAAUAACUUUGUUCAAACCCGUGUUGUAAGAGUUGCAUUGCCUGAAACUGUAUCUGUGUAAUUCAGCAUUCAAGCUACUUAUUCAUUAAAAGAGCAAAGUUAUGGACGAUCAUCAGCAAGAUGCGAAUUCAGCUUUAAUGGAACUAGAUAAAGGUUUAAGAGCACAUAAGUUGGGUGAACGAUGUGAAGCAAUUGUACGAUUCCCAAACCUGUUUUCAAGAUUUCCAUUCCCUAUCUUAAUCAACUCUGCUUUUCUUAAGUUGGCUGAUGCAUUUAGAACAGGGAACAAUUUUCUGAAGCUGUGUGUUUUGAGAGUUGCACACCAAAGUACAAAACAUUUAGACAAAAUCUUAAAUGUGGAUGAAUUUAUGUGUCGGCUUUACAGUGUCAUACAUAGCAAUGAUCCAUAUGCAAGAGCUAUUACUUUAAGGAUGCUAGGCAGUGUGGCUUGCAUUAUAAAAGACAAGAAGAAUGCCCAUCACAGCAUACAGCAGGGCCUUGAUUCCCAUGAUAGAGUGGAACAAGAUGCAGCGAUUUACGCCACAAUCCAGUUUGCUUCUCAUUCCCAUCAGUUUGCAUCCAGUAUUUGUAAUAAGAUUGCUGCCAUGUUACAAGGAUUAUCUACUCCACUUGAAGUAAAGUUAAAGCUGAUUCCUGUGCUUCAACACAUGCAUUAUGAUGUACAGAUUUCAUCCAAGGCGCGUAGUGUUCUUCAAAACCUCCUUCCAUCAUUUCCAGCACAGGAUUUUGUCCUUACUACUUUAAACACUCUCACAAGUCUCUCUCUUCAUUCACUUAUUGAUGUUUCAUCACAGGUGGCGCUGUUGCAUCAAUAUUUGCGUUGUGACCCAAGAGAAGCAUUGAAGCGGAACUCGUUGAUAAACCUGAACGUCCUUGCAAGUAAAGCCCCUCAUUUAUGGAGGAGUGAGGAUAGUUCUGCAUUGUGUGAGGCUUACAAGUUAUCCACAUUAGCUGAUUCAUUAAAGCAAGGAAUUCUUCAAGUUCUCUGCACUUUAACUGAUACAACAUUACUUGUACAGCUUGAUAUACAGGAAGAUGGUUCUUUGGUGAAGCUAUGUCGCCAAUGUUGUUACGAUGCUGAUUUAAUACAAGCAGCUCUUGCCACAAGAUUGUUUGUUUCUAUUUCAAACCAUGCUCUGCAUUCUAAUGAACAUAACCAUGCUAUUUUGGCAACUGAAGCCAUGGAAUCAGCUGAAACCUUACUGCUCACAUUAGCACCUUCCAGUAAUGCAAAUGCACAAGAUAAGAGAGCACUUAAGAUAAUUCUUCCUACCUUGCAACAUUUAAGCUGCGACAAUUCGGAAAUUGACGUUCGACUCGCUGAGGACAUCAUGUGUUUGCUUUCUAGUGAAGAAAUACCAAUCUGCAGCGACACAAGUAAAAUUUUGCUUGAAACUCUUGCGUCUCUUGUUACCACUAGUUCCACACCAAAUAUUUUACACCACCUCACUGGAGAUCUUUUCAAGUUGCUAAAACUCACAACAGAAGAAAGUGCAGAACAUUCAAAUACAGACCACGCACAGAAAAAUGCUACCCUAAUCUGUGUUCUGCUGUUUGGGGCAAACAAUAAGAAGAAAAAUGUCAGGUUUUCAACCAAGUUGUUGGACACUAUAGAAACACCAUUAAAUAAUUGGACUCUAUACAGAAUUGCACGCCAAGCUUCAAGAUUGGGCCAACACGAAGUUGCUCAUUCACUCUUCAAAAAAGUUUCCAACACUGUGGCAUCUGAGCACCAUUACUUCUGGUUAACUGGCCUUGCAGAUCUUGCCUUUGCUGAAUCAACUAUUAAAGAAACCUCAGUUAUUGGUCAAAACUGCUCUGACAAAACCGUGAAAAAUUUACAUAAUGCAAUACAUUGGUAUCCACCACGGCAUUACAUCCACUUACGGUUACUGGCUGCAGUUACCCCAAACCACCCUCUAACUUUCCAAUGUGAAUACGCCCGUUUACGUAAUGAAACACUGCAAGCCCAUGCUCAGUUACUAAGCGCGUGUUCACUUAUCCGUACUUGUCCCCCAUCUGCCGCUGCAGCAUCACCUACUGGUAAAAAGAACGGAGACCAGAACGAGAUACUUAUCACAAGAAUGAAAGCUUGUGCAGACUGGUUUAUGUCGGUUGAAACCGGUUACAGCAACCUGCAUAUGACCUCAUUUGAUUCUGACCCAAAGACAUUGUUAAACAUUGACCAGUUACAGCAGAUAAAAACAAGCAUUUUUUUAUUUUCUAUCCACCUUAAGCUGACAGAUUGUUUGGCCAUGUGUUCGUCUACAAUUCUUUCGGUUCCUCAUUCAUUUCCAAGAUAUUUCUACCAAAGUUUACAAACCACAAGUAUAAAGCUUGCUAUCUCACCAAGCCAGCGUGGUACAAGCGGACCUGUGAACGUUGAAAUCAACCAACAAUUUACGUUGAAAGUGGAAGGCGUGAUUCAGCAUGUUAACUCAACUGAUAGUGAUGUCAUAGAGUGCGCGGGCGAUCGUGACGAGACGUAUAAAAAGUUUCGAGAGGUUGCGAGAGUCAAACUCAGCCUUCGAAAAACCAAACAAGGGCAAGCCAAAGUCACUAACACAAAGGUCGAUGAGGGAAAGUCUCAUUUUGUACAGACGGUAAAUCCACGAAACGAUUACUUUAGCACGCAGUUUCUUGUCAAUUUUCCACUAGCAGGUAUUUACAUGCUACAUAUUGAAACCAACGUCGAAGAUGGAGACGGCGUUUGGUGGAAAACAGGACCUAAAGAGACUGUCCUUGUUAAGGCAUACGAUGACAGUGUACGAAUUCAACAACAGACACAACAGUCACAAGCCCGUUCGACACCAACAAACCGAUAGUUGUACAACGCUAAAAAUACACACGCUGCUUGCCCACCCCCUUAUGGAUCGUUGCGGCCACUUGUUUUUUGCAUUGUGACGAAUCCGAUGUCCGUUUGUGACAGUACACAGCAUGUACUGUGACGAGUUUUGACCUAUGCGUGUAUGCGAGUGGAUGCGUCAUCAAUUUGGAGCGGGCGUUUCC